Messenger RNA from Ambispora gerdemannii, 1989 nucleotides. The record is from the annotation of a GenBank genome assembly. Lineage: Eukaryota; Fungi; Glomeromycota; Glomeromycetes; Archaeosporales; Ambisporaceae.
AUGGUAAAAAAUCAAAACGAAUUUAACGAAAAAUUUAACGAUAAAGAAAUAGACGAAAUAGAAAUUAAACGUAAAAAAUUUGAAGGACAACUAAUUAUUAAAGAUUAUUCCAAAUUAGAAGAAAUAUACUUGUAUAAUGUUUCAAGUAUCGAUAAAAUAACUCUUAAAGAUUUACCGCAACUCGAAAAAUGUACUAUCCGAGGUUGUGGAAUAAAAGAGUUAGCGAUUGAGAAUUGUUCCCAAAUCAAAGAAUUGAAUGUUGAAAGCAAUCUUUUAACUAGCUUGGAGUUUGCAAAAAACUUACCGAAUUUACAAAGAUUGGAAGUAGAUGGCAACCUUGAACUUGCUUCCGGCUCAGAAUUCUUACCCAAAGGUUUAAAAAAAUUCUCUUGCGACAAUACCAAACUCCCUUCUUUAGAACAAAAAUAUGAAACACUAAAAGGAAUCAUGACUUCAGUUACUAAAGAAACCCAAAAAGAAUUAGUAGGUAAGUUAGACCAAGAAAUAAAAGAAGCUUCUGGACAACUAAGAACUAAGGAAAUAGUCUUGAAUCUAACGAAAGGCGUAGCAGGAUUAAAAGAAGUAAAAAAAGAUUUAGAAACUAAUCUAGCUGAAUCGGAAGCAAAAAUUAAAAGACUAGAAACAGAAUUAGCCGAAGCCAAAGCCCGAGCUGAACAAAGACAGAAAAAAAUUGAGGAGUUGAGUCAAGAACACUCUUUGGAAGAAAUUGAGCAAACUCCGAUCAAUGAAAAAACAAUCACUUUUUUAAGAGCCAAGUCAAUUUUCCUUAAUGCCCGUCAAGAAACCAUUGGCGAAUUACAAAAAUGUUUUAUCGACUUACAAAAAAAGUUUGGUAAAGGUAAAGUUAUCGGAGAAGUAAGCAGUGCGAUAAGUGGCGUGGGUGGAGUACUUGACACCGUAACUUUUGGUAUUACUGGAGCAAUCGGAGAAGUAAUUAAAUUAGGAAGCACUUUCUCUCAAAUAGUGCUGGCUGAAAAGGGUAAUGAAGAAUUUCAAAUUUCCCUUAAAGAUGAAAAAGAAUUAAUUCAACUUCAUAAAGACUAUGAUUCGCUAGUUAGUUUUAAAUCAGGCACUAAUAUUCUCGACUUAAGAGGUAGAACUAGAGAUGGCAAAGCCCGUGCUUUUAAUACUGAUUAUGAAAUUUUCAGCAUUCUGGAAUCCAAGAAUCUUGGUGAAGAAAAAGCUAGUCUUUUUUAUCAAGAGCAGCAAAUUGGAGCUAAAAUUCGUCGUUUAGAAAAUCAACUGGAAGGAUUAAAGAAUUCAGCCAAGGAUAAACUAAAAAAGCGCGAGUUACUUCUGCAAAAGUUUUUGAAUAACCAAGCAGCCCUAACUACUUCGGAAAGGGAAUUAUUGGAAAGAAAAAUAACCAAAGAAGAAUUAGAUAAUAUUUGUCAAGUUCAAGUUGCUCUUACUAACUCACAAAGAGAAUUAGCAAUCUUACAAGAACAACAAGCACAGUCUGCAAAAAUUUGUGAUAAACUAGAAGCUUCUCUUAAUAUUGGCAAGCAUGCCAAAACCGAUGAAAAGGGUAAAUUAAUUAGUGCUGGCGGAAACGCUUUCAGUUCGCUAACUUUGGGAAUUAUCAAGGCAUUGGGAGAAGCAAUUCAGUCGCUAAAUAGUUCUUCGAAGAGAAAACUCUCGGCAAAACUUAGUGCAGAAUUUCAGAAGCAUUUGGCUACUGAGGAAGAUAUUUUAAAACUUUUUGCCAAAGACUAUUUUUCUUUAAUUAAUGUCAUUAAGGAAAAUAAAGAAUUAGCAAUUAGUUUUUAUAUUAUUAGGUAUUUAAAACUUGAAAAUAGACUAGAAAGUGAAAAUCUUGAAUUAUUUGCUAGUGAUUAUGAAACUUUUAAGUCCGAGUUAGGAAAAGAGCAAAAUUGGUUUGAACAAAAAUCAACUGAACUUCAAAAGCAAGAAAGGCAAGAAAAUUUGGAGCAAAAUGUUGUUUCUGAGAAAGCAGGCAUGCCUUGA